This is a messenger RNA of Erinaceus europaeus (western European hedgehog), 2752 nucleotides long. It is a transcript of the gene HBEGF, whose product is annotated as heparin binding EGF like growth factor. The record is from RefSeq and is a predicted model, not a curated record. Lineage: Eukaryota; Metazoa; Chordata; Mammalia; Eulipotyphla; Erinaceidae. Gene Ontology annotation, molecular function: heparin binding. Gene Ontology annotation, biological process: epidermal growth factor receptor signaling pathway; positive regulation of mitotic nuclear division; positive regulation of cell population proliferation. The coding region runs from base 580 to 1248 and encodes 222 amino acids. The transcript has 6 exons.
GCUGAGCCGUUCCCAGGCUCCAGCACAGUGUUAGCAGAAAGGUAGGACCUGGUUACAGCCACCUGCCGGCCAGCGGCCCUACCCACAGUCAGGCUGCGCGUGCUCAGGCCUGGUCCCCUCUAAAAAAUGUGAGUCCCGCCCCUCUCCCCCUCCCCAGCUCCACCCGCCGCGCCCGUGGGAUCUGGGGCUGCGCGGCGGGCGCCGGGAGCCGGGAGCCGGGAGCCUGGAGCCGGGCGAGCUUCCCAGCGCGCUGGGGGAGGGGACGGCGGCGGGGCGGGGCCUGGGCGCCUAGCGGAGCCUUAUUCCCGGCCGCGCGCCGGCGGCGCUCAGUCGAUCCUGGGAGGGAGCGGCACGCCGCACGCGGCUGGACAGACUGACCGAGGCGCGGGUGCUCGGGCGUACGGACGCACGCCCGGAGUAGACAGAAGCCCAGCGGCCGCGAGCUCCGCUCAGGUCCCAGCGGCGCCUGCACCCAGAGGCCGCCCGCAGAUCGAGCCCGCCCCGGCGUCCGAGCCAGCGCCCCGCGGCCGCUGCCUGCAAAGUGCUCGCCGCCUGGCCGCCUCCGCUCGCUCGGGGACCAUGAAGCUGCUGCGGUCGGUGGUGCUGAAGCUCUUUUUGGCUGCAGUGCUCUCGGCGUUGGUGACUGGGGAGAGCUUGGAGCGGCUUCGGCUUCGGAAGGGACUGGAGGCUGGAACCAGCAACCCGGACUUUUCCACUGAAUCAGCGGACCAGCUGCUGUCCCCGGGAGGCGGCCGGGGCCGGGAAGACCUGGACUUGGAAGAGGCAGACCUAGACCUUUUCGAAAGAGAAUCAAACUUAACAGAGUCCCUUUCUCCUGCAGCUGCUUUCUCCUCUAAGCCGCAAGCUGUGGCCACAUCAAGCAAAGAGGAACAUGGGAAGAGAAAGAAGAAAGGCAAGGGACUAGGGAAGAAGAGAGACCCAUGUCUUAAGAAAUACAAAGACUACUGCAUCCACGGCGAAUGCAAAUAUGUGAAAAACCUCCGUGCUCCCUCCUGCAUCUGCCACCCGGGUUACCAUGGAGAGAGGUGUCAUGGGCUGAGCCUCCCUGUGGAGAAUCCUUUGUAUACAUAUGACCAUACAACCAUCCUGGCUGUGGUAGCUGUGGUGCUAUCAUCUGUCUGUCUGCUUGUCAUCGUGGGGCUUCUUAUGCUUAGGUACCACAGGAGAGGAGGUUAUGAUGUGGAAAAUGAAGAGAAAAUGAAGUUGGGCAUGACUGCUUCUCAUUGAGAGAGACCUGUGCUCAAGGAAUCAUCUGAGGACUACUACCUCUGAAAAGUUACAAGCUUAUUGUAGACUCUGCAGAGAAGAAGGACUUGGCAACUUGCCGUGAAGACACCUUCAUCCCCAGUUGCUGUCUAGAUUGGGCCUUCUGUGAUUGCUUUGCCAAAAUACUGGAGCCUUCAAGUGCCAAAUAGAAUAUGUCCAGUGGGAUCUGGACCAGAAAAGGCAAAUUGAGAGACCUUCAGGCCCUUGUUUCCCUUUUUCCCAAGCCCCAUCUACCCCCAUAUGUUUGUUUAAAUACUUAUCUUCUGGAUUAAAAUGCCAGUUAAAUUCCAUAUGCUCCAGGAUCUCUGAGUGAAGGAAUGAAGAAAAAAGAAGAAAAAGAAGAUGAAGAAGGAGAAGAAAAAGGAGAGAAUUGUGGACUAGAAGAAAGUAAUAAAGACUGAGAAGCCAUGUGCUCAAGCAGCCACCAAGGAAUCUUUCAUCUGGAGCCUAUGGCUCUGGAUUUGAUGAACUAACUGUGAAAUACCAUAAGCCUGAGGACUCUGAAUUUUGGGACUUCUACUCAAAUGGAAAAAUAACAACUAUUUUUUGUUUGUUUGUAAAAUGCCUCUUAAAUUAUAUAUUUAUUUUAUUCUAUGUAUGUUAAUUUAUUUAGUUUUUAACAAUCUAACAAUAAUAUUUCAAGUGCCUAGACUGUUACUUUGGAAAUUUUCCUGGCCUGCCACCCACUAUCCCCCACCAUCUGGUUCAGCAUCAUACUCCUCUGCCACAAAUCUGAGAUGGCUCUGUGACCCAUCUGCAGUAACCUGUCAUCUGCCCAUAUUUCUGAAGCUCUUUCAUGAUCAGAAUGCCACAGGGGAAAUCUGGAUGGUCAGGAUGUAGGAGUUAACUUUGUCAGGUCUGCUCUAUGAGUUGGACUGCAAUCUUGCCUAGGCAAUUUUGUCUACCGUUUGUGUUUUGAAAGUCCAAGGUGCUGAUGUCAAAGUAUAACAUAUAUUGGUGUUUCCCUGUGUCCUCUCCCCACCAAGUCUCAGAAGAGAUUGGGCUUUCAUUGCCUAAAGUUUUUCUGGCUCCUCACCCACCCUUACCACCCUACCCCUAUGAUCCCAGGCCCACAGUGUGGGGACUCAUUUCCCUUUGUGUCAAGACAUUUCUCUUAUUUCUGUCAUUCUUCUGGUGCUACUCCAUGCAGGGGUCAGUGCAGCAGAGGAUAAUCUAGAGAAGGUGUUAUCAAUGUAAAAAAAAAAAAAAAAAAAAAAGGCUAAGGAGGAACAGGAAACAUUGUUCUGUUCUUGGUGACUGAUAAUGUAACAAUUGCUGUAGAGAAAGUUGGGGGUGAGGAAAGCUUUCCUAUAAACCUACUCAGCUCACCAAAACUGCAAAGGUAUGCUGUUAUGGUCCCUUCUGGAAGUUUCUGGUGCCAUUUCUGAACUGUUACAACCUGUAUUUUCAAAACUGGUUCAUAUUUAUACUUUGAAAUCCAAAUAAAGAUAACUCUUACUCCAUA